Molecule: messenger RNA, 984 nt
Organism: Phragmites australis (common reed)
Lineage: Eukaryota; Viridiplantae; Streptophyta; Magnoliopsida; Poales; Poaceae
Exons: 3
Coding region: 1-984 (327 amino acids)
Source: RefSeq, a predicted model, not a curated record
AUGGCCAUCAUGAACCCUCAGACAUUGGUGGAGCGCACGGCCACAUCGAAUCUAAUGCUGCAGUUGGAGAUGAAGCCAGCGGUAAGGAUAGCUGGGGAGGAGAUACAUUUGGAGUGCUGGAAGAAGAUACAUGGUCAGCUGCAAGGCAUGUGUGCAGACAGAAAUAACUAUUCGAGCAACCCCCACUUCAACGGCUCCCUACCUCCUCGCGCCAUUUUCUCGGCUCGGCAUCUCUUUCCAUCGCUCGCCAUUUCCAUCGGACCACAAAAGAGCUCGGCAUCGCAACUGCCGCCGUCCGGAGCCUCCCGCGGAAGCGUCGUGCGCGCCAUCGGAGCAAGGAACCGAGGCAACGACCGCGAGGAUUCCAGCGCUGACCGCGUCACCUCCACGUGGCCGCCAUAUCAGCAGCGCGAGGGCCCAGGGAGCAGUGCCGCCGCACGCGUAAAAAGGCGGCCACGUGCUUCCAAAAGAAGAAAAAGGGCCGAGGAACAUUUGUGCCUUCCCUUCGCUGCCCUGUCUCUCUCUCUCUCUCUCACUAUAGACACAUUCACUCUCUCUACAUUCUCUGCCUUGACACCCCAAUCCAUUAUUCCUUCCCUUUGCUUCGCUUAUUCCCCACUCCCUCACCCCGCUGCCUUCCCCCACGACGCCACCGCCGCCGCCGCCACAGGAGAACUGGAGAAGAGUCCGCGGUGGCGUCCUUCUCCGGGAGAGGAUCGGCUUUCUUGGCUCCUGCUCCGCGGUGUUGUCCCCAUCUGCCGCGCGUGGUCUUCCUGGCGCUGGGCUUCCGUAGGUGCUCUGAAACGCUCCCGAUGCGGCGGGAUCGCGCGGCCGGCGCCCGAAGCCGGGCGUGAUUCGGCCCGAUUCGUCGAGAAGGUUGGAUCCCGGUGCUCCCUGGGCGGAAAAAGGUGGUUUUUGGCGGCGAUUUGGCGGUUCCUUGGAGGGAGGGGCGGGCCGCUUGGUGUUCUUCGCUGUACGAGCUGA